This is a messenger RNA of Rasamsonia emersonii CBS 393.64, 1620 nucleotides long. RefSeq lists its product as uncharacterized. The transcript has a single exon. The record is from RefSeq and is a predicted model, not a curated record. NCBI's taxonomy places the organism in Eukaryota, Fungi, Ascomycota, Eurotiomycetes, Eurotiales, Trichocomaceae. The annotation marks the transcript as partial.
CAUCUGCGGCCGCGGAUGGAUGUUCAUGGAGCGCCGCCGUACCAGACACUGCCGCCGCCGCCGCCGCCGCCGCAGCAGCAGCAGCAGCAGCAGCAACAACAGCAGGUUUACCUGCAAUCUCAGCCUCAGGGCCCUACGUCUCAGCAACCUCCUCAACCUCCUAUGAUGACAAGCUCGCACUCUCGACACCCCAGUUUGUCGGCAGCUCCAGGCUCCCCGGCGCAGGCGAUACCAAAACACACGCCCGAGGCCUCUCCUAUCCGUCGCUCCUCAUUUGGUCAACAGCCUCAGUCAUCAUACUACCCGUAUUCUGGCCCUCCGGCGCCCCCGAUGUCGCAGCAACCGACUCCUGUACUCUCACCGUCCAAGGAACCGCCAAGACAGAGCUCGACACCGGCACCGCCACCGGAGCCUCCUCGUCAAGUCCCGGCAAAGCGUUCCAACAUCAUGAACAUCCUGAACGACGAGCCAGAGGAGCCCCAACCGCGAAAGCGAUUCGUCAGCGAACAAGUGACGGCCUCCCCUGGAUAUGCAGGAACCCAGUCAUUACCUCAGUCUGGUCCGUCGUUACGCGCCGAGGAGCCCCCUGUGUCGGCUGCGCCGCAGAAACCUUAUCUGCCUACUGGCCAACACCAACCUCAUCUUCAACCAUCUCAGGCACCCUCUCAAGGGCCCUCAUCACAGCCUCGAACCUCCUAUUCAGAGUACCAAACCUACCAGCCAGCGGUGGGGAGCUCAUCCAGUACUGGACCUCCCAACCACGAGUGGGUGGCGAGAUUCGACCCCAGAGGUCAAUCGCAGCAGCAGCAACAGCAGCAGCAGCAGCAACAACAGCAACAACAAGCUGACCAAGCUGGGCUGCGUUCGACCGCUCCGUCGUCAACGUUUAAUAGUUACGCGCCUGCGAGCAGCCAACCUCCGACACCUUCGCCAGCCCCUCCACCUCACAGACCGAGCUAUCAGCCCAGUUUCCCGCAGGCUCCGCCACCGCAUUCUCAGGGCGCGCCUACACCGCCACCAACGAAUCCAGCUUAUCGUCAGGCUGCGUCUCCGACUACUCGUCCCAGCGUGCUCUCAUAUAGCUCUCGUCAGGGCCCGCCAACACCUUCACAGUCGCCUGCUUCCUCGCUGAACAUUCCUCCACCUCGUCAACCGUCUUCCUUUAGUCCAUCCAUGCAGCACCCGUCUGCCCCUUCUUCGCAUCCGAUGGGACCACAACACCGUCACAGCAACAGCGGCCAUCAGAGCUAUCAGCAACACGUCCAAGCUAUGGUGAGUGGAUCGCAUCAGCAACAGCAACAGCAACAACAGCCACAACCGCCUCAACACACGCAACGACCGUCCAUAGGUAUCCCCGGGAGCGUACCUUUUGGCCACAGCACGCCUCCACCAUCCCAACAGGGUGGACCUCGACCGGGCGGUCUGGGUGGAGGGCCACCACCACCGCUGAGCAUGGGUCGACCGUACACUCCACCGGCACCCACGCUGGGCGGAAUCCCGUAUCCGGCAGGACACCACAAUUCAUACGGCCGUCCCUCGCAAGGUGCGGAUAACGGUGGCCCUGGGCCUGGUCAUCAUCGUGUCUACAGUCAAGGUAGCAACCAGGGUCCACUAAGAUGA